AGUAGUUUAAAAUCAAGUCUAAACUUACAAGGAUUAUACUAUAUUAAAGAACAACAUAACAUUACAUGGUUCGUAACAUUAAAAGGAUUUUUGUUUUCCGAUAUAUUUCAUAUCUUGUAUUAUACAAAACAAAACUGCAAAUAAAGUUAAAAUUAUAAAGAGCAGGAAUGAUUGGAUACAACACAGCAAUGUAUGCUUUGGCCGCCGCAACAUUAGUAAUUGCUGGCCAAGACGAACUCGUGAAAUGCACUCCGGGUGUAUAUGAGAUCAUUGGAAAGGCCGACUGUACGGGCUACUUCUUGUGUGUGUUCGGGAAGGCCAUUGAGAUGCCGCCUUGUCCUCCUGGCUCUGUGUUCAGCUCCAGUUCCAACGUUUGUGUUCCUAAAGGUUCUAUUUAUGAUGACUGUAAGAAAACAACAGAUGGAAGCGGCAGCAAGACCAACGAGUCGCCCGAUCAAGGGCAUCCAAGCCCAGUCGAGCGAUGUGCCAUAGGUGGUGGCGUGUUUCCCCACGCAAGAGAAUGUCAAGCCUUUUACAACUGCAGUGUCCGUUACACACCAGAUAUACCCCGAUUCUUUGAACAACAUCUUGUUGAAUGUACUUAUCCCCAGUUGUUCAACACAGAGACCAAACAAUGUGACCACUUUGAGAAUGUCAAAUGUGGAACCAGGACGGAAUUCAAGGACGGCUGUCAAUACAAAAGCAAUAUGUGCAAAACUUCCCAUUGUAUCCCUUGUAACGUCCGACUACCAAGCUGUGAAGGUAAACGUGAUGGAAUAAACGCUCAUCCAGUCAGACUAUGGACCCCAUUCUUCGUCGUAUGUUACAAGGAGCGCACAGUCAAGGAGGACCUAUGCAAAGUUGACGAAAACGGCCGCACACAGUUGUUCCAUCCGGAAAAGAACGAAUGCGUUUCAUUGGAUAUGAUUCCUCGAGAACACGGGGGAAUGAUGCCUGAGUGCGGUAAGAAAGUAGACGGGUUUUAUCUGGACGAUUUCGGACGAUGUGAUCGUUAUGUACAUUGCCAGGGAAGGAAAUACAUUGGCACGAUCAAAUGUGCUGUAGGAGAAGUGUUCGAUGCUAUGAAAGGCGGAUGCGUACCGAAAGAGAAAGCAUGUGGACCCUGUGGGAGACUCGACCAUUGCUAAAAAGGUUGCUAGAAUGAUGCUCAUACUCAAAUCGAUAAAGAUGGACGAAGUAUGGAAUCACCAAGACGAAAAAGGCCUGUUAUUCUCAUUAAAAAAAAAGAAUCAUGCCGCGUGACCUCACGUGGUAAUACUAUCUAAAUUGACUGUGAUAUGUUUAACAGUGUGUUCCUAUAGACUUUCUAAAAAUCUGAAACACUAUGUAGUUUCAAUUUAGUUUGCAUUUUUAUGAGAAUAUGUUAAAUUCAAUUACCGAUACCGACAUUACAUGUACAUUUUAUUAUGUUCACAAGUGUCUUUGCUCAAAAUUAUCAUACAUUCAAUGUGUGAUUCUUUAACUCUGUGAUAUUUCUAUUAAUUCGGAUAUAUUUAAAAAAAAAAAUGAAUAUAUAUAAACAUGCAGCAUAGGCAAUGAAAUAUUAGCUGAAAUAGAUCAGUUGUGCUGAAAACGAUGAAUAAUAGCCGAUUUAUAACAUUAUUCAUGUUUUGAUACAAUGCAUUAUAUAAUCAUUAUGAAAUAUGAACAUUUAUUUAUAAAUAUAUUGUGAAAAAUCUUUAUAUAAUCAAUGUUGUUGUCAUGUGCAGUGCAUUUGAAAUCCAUGCGUUUCUUGAAUAAAACUGAGAAACUCG
Mya arenaria is the source of this 1775-nucleotide messenger RNA. RefSeq lists its product as uncharacterized. The transcript has 4 exons. The record is from RefSeq and is a predicted model, not a curated record. Gene Ontology annotation, molecular function: chitin binding. Lineage: Eukaryota; Metazoa; Mollusca; Bivalvia; Myida; Myidae. Bases 168 to 1148 code for a protein of 326 amino acids. Gene Ontology annotation, cellular component: extracellular region.